Tuber melanosporum (Perigord truffle) is the source of this 1756-nucleotide messenger RNA. RefSeq lists its product as uncharacterized. Gene Ontology annotation, cellular component: membrane; Golgi apparatus. Gene Ontology annotation, biological process: cell wall mannoprotein biosynthetic process; protein N-linked glycosylation. The record is from RefSeq and is a predicted model, not a curated record. Bases 90 to 1448 code for a protein of 452 amino acids. NCBI's taxonomy places the organism in Eukaryota, Fungi, Ascomycota, Pezizomycetes, Pezizales, Tuberaceae. The transcript is spliced from 6 exons. Gene Ontology annotation, molecular function: alpha-1,2-mannosyltransferase activity.
GAUACUUACUGCCGAUUUCCCCGCCAUAUAUAAUUUCCAUUUACCUUACUUUAAUCUCUCCCCUUCCCCUUUUUCACUGAUUGCCUACCAUGGGGUUGGUAAGUCAACUCGUUCGGCGGAUUCCCUCGAAAGCUGCCAUUCCUUCACUUGAAGAUAUUUCUAAGGGCCGCCUUCCAUCCCGGUUAUCAUUUCUGCGGCGGCGUAUACGGUUAAAAGGAAAUUCAUCGAUAUCUGUACCGCUGGGGGUCGUGUUGUUGUUCCCAAUGACGGUAGUUCUACUCAUAAUGCUUUUGUUUUCUCGACAUCCGGAUAAUCGUACUUCCAUCUUGAUCCCUUCGGGCUCCCCCCCUGCGAUAAGAAGAAUUUCGGAAGCCUAUGAUAAACCCUUCGUUGUUGGGUGUUUAGAACCGGUAACGGAUACCCCUCGAGUAAAUGCAGCAUUUGUUGUGUUGGCUAGAAAUAGCGAGUUGGAGGGCGUUAUCCAAUCGGUAAAAUCGAUAGAACGUCAUUUCAACCGCUGGUAUAAUUAUCCAUAUGUAUUUCUCAAUGACGAGGAGUUCAAUGAGACCUUCAAGUCGACCAUCAUCAAUUACACCAGCGGAACAGUAGAAUUUGGAUCGAUCCCGAAGACAAUGUGGGGUUUCCCAGAUUGGGUUGAUAAGGAUGAGGCCACCGAGUCAAUUGCGAAACAGGGAGAUGCUGCUAUCAUGUACGGUGGUAUGGCCAGUUACCAUCACAUGUGUCGUUUUUAUUCUGGCUUCUUCUACAAGCAUGAGCUACUUGCCAAGUAUGAAUGGUACUGGAGAUUGGAGCCUGAGAUCAAGUACUUCUGCGAUAUUACCUAUGACCCAUUUCUCCACAUGCAACGACAGAAUAAAACAUACGGAUUUACCAUUGCUGUCAAAGAGUUGAAGGAGACUGUUCCUAACAUUUUCCGAUAUGCAUCUGCGUACAAGAGGAACAACAACCUUCCAACCACAGAGGCCUACAAUAUGUGCCAUUUCUGGAGCAAUUUCGAAAUCGCUAGACUAGAUUUCUUCCGGAGCGAGAAGUACGAGAAGUUCUUCGAGACUAUGGAUAGAAGCGGCGGUUUCUGGACCGAAAGGUGGGGAGAUGCUCCUAUCCAUUCUCUAGCAGCCGGCGUCCUUCUCGAACCAUACGAUAUUCACUAUUUCCGUGACUUUGGAUACCGACACACUACAAUCCAGCAUUGUCCGGCUAACGCCCCAGCAAGACAGCUUCCAAGACCCAAAUGGCUCGAGAAGACAACUACUGAUCCCAAGAAGGCAAAGGAGGAAGAUGAUUAUUGGGAAAACUGGGACUCGGAGAAGGAAAACGGUGUUGGGUGUCGAUGCAGAUGUGACACCGACAUUGUUGAUGUCGAGGGCAAACAGGGUAGUUGUCUGUCUGAGUGGGUUAAUGUUGCUGGUGGAUGGAUUUCUGCAUGAUGGAGGAACGAUGAGACGGCCCCAAAUGACGUCUUGUUACUGCGUGCGCUUGGGGAGCUGAGAUCGGGAUUACAACUGCAUCCGGAGUCUGUAUACUGUCUUUUUUUCUUUUUGGUUUGUCAAGUGUUGUCUACGAUGAUUCUCUUUGCUUCUCUUUCCGGUAUUUCUUUAUAUUUCUUCUCCCUCUUUACCCACGCCCACUACUUUCUAAAUUCUCUCCGUUCAAUUGUGGUUCCGGUCGUUGUAAGAAUCGCCGCACGAAUUCUCUUCUCCCAUACAUGUAUAGUGGUGGAAGUGUUAAUCCUGCU